AAUAAACAUCACCGUCCUUAGUGAGAAGACUAUGGGGUAACGUAAUGCUCAGCCCAGCAAGAUAAUGUCGACUAAUGUGGUUUGGGACGGAUAUAAUCCACCAAGAGGAAGUAACAAAUGCUAAAAGGGGUUAUGACAUUAUAAUGACGUACUUGUAAUGCGGUCAGUUGAAUAGAAAACUGAAGCUGCCAGUGUAAACGCCUCAUAGGAGCUCAUCUUCUGUCUGAAUCCCUUAUUAUACUCUGAAGAAAGUGAUUUGGUGUACCUCCUUCCAAAAUGAGCCGGGACGUUCCUAUCCACAGCUGGCCUGGCUCCUAUUACAUCAACAGUGAGAAGCGUUGGGAAAAUGGCACCCUGUCCCUCACCAGGACCAUGGUGCGCUUCAUUUCUAACCAGAGUAAGGAGAGUCUUGCCAGCUUCCGCCUCUCCCGUAUUAUAGAGAUCAAGAUGGAGUCAUCCAGUUUCAUCUUUAGCACUCUAACAGUGCUUGAAGAGGGGAACAUGAAACACUGGUUUGGCUCCCUUAAGCCCAACAGGGUGGUGGUUUAUAAUGUGUUGGAACAUUUCUGGAGAGAACGUCUCCUGUCCCCUGGUUCAGAGGCCCGUGGGGCCGAGUCUCAGCCCUCUAAAGGCAGAGAGCUGAUCACCCUGGUGGCCGGGGCCCAGAGAAGACUGGAGGACACUGGCAGAGUCCUCAGCCACCAAGGAGAGCAGUUUGAUGAUAUGAUGCAGGGACUGGAGAAGAUUGACUCUGACCUGGGCGUAGCUGAUAAACUUCUGUCAGAGCUGGAGUCUCCCGCCUGGUGGCCUUUUGGUAAACUCCCCUGGAAGACUCAGCAAGAAGCCAAGGCAGAGGACGCUGCAAGAGCUGCAGCUUCCGCUGCUGCUUCAGCUGCUGCUUCAGCUAGCAGGGGGUCUGGUAGAAGUAAGGUGAUAUCAAGCAUCCCAGCUGUAGUAUCCAAAGGUGGAGACUCAGAUUUGAAACCAGGAUGUUUGUUGGUGCUGGUGUCCUCAUUGGAGGUACGAGACACAAAUUGCCAGCUCCUUCAUCGUUUUGAACGAAAUGAAAUAGACGAAAUCAGGGUGCAGAGUCCUUAUGAGAUUACUGUUAGACAGCGGUUUAUUGGGAAGCCAGAUAUAUGCUACAGGCUCCUGUCUGCCAAGAUGCCAGAGGCAAUGUCAGUGUUAGAGAUGCAGUACAAAAAGAAGGUGGAGUUCACAACUGAAUACACUGCUUUCAAGGCAACUCCAGUUUCAUCGCCGUGUGACUCAGAAGGGACAACAUGGAAUGAAGGUUUGUUGCAGACGUGCCAAGAGACAGAGCUCCCACUGGAGGUCCCAGCAGGAGAGCUGUCCCAGUUGCAGGUGCAUGUCCUCCAACCAUCUGUCAGUCAGGCUGAGGCCCAAGAACUUAAACAGAUGCUGAUGCAGCUGAAGAACCUUGCCCUGGAGGCAGAGACAGAGCUGGAACGACAGGAUGAAGUUCUGGACGUCCUGACCAGCUCCACGGACCGGGCCACCAUGCACAUAGAGAAGCACACCUGCCGUAUGAAAAGACUGCUGUAGCUCUGACAGUCCAGCUGAUGCAUGUGGUCACCAUGUCCCUCCUGACAAAAGCACUGUAAGCUUCCUCAUUGUCCUCAUGGGAUCUGUACGGUUAGACAAUACUGCAAAACAGCAGUAGGGACUUGCAUAUACUCUAAAAUAGUACAUAAUUUUUGUUGCAUUUGAUGGUACAAUUACAUGGGGUCAAGUGUGAGUGGUCUCAUGGAAGUGAAGCAAUGUUCCCUUAACACUGAAGAUAAUCACCAAAAUCCUUGAAAUUUGCACAUCAGUUAUUAUGACUUUAAAUAAGAGAUAUGGUUCCUUGUUCGAGAGAAAUUAUGUAAUUAAUGGGCUUUUUGGGCUCAUACAUAUUCUGUCUUCUUUCUACAUGACAUUGUUUUAUUUCGAAUAAUUCAAAUGUGUGCCUGAGAUAAAUCAACCAUCUUUAUGAAGGAUGGAGUCUCUUGGUUGGAUCGCGUGGGAUCUGGGGGAAUAGCAUGAAUCCUCGGUGCAUGUCAUAUCCUCCCAGUAAAGCUGGCAGGUGAAAAAAAUAAGCAGACACGUCUAUGUGUACCAAAGGGAACACACAACAGUUUACACCUUCCCCUGGCACAGUGGGAGACGGCAAUGACAGUGACUACAGUGAAGGGCGAAAUGUACACUAAAAAGCGAAAAAGGGAAUAACUUUUUUUUUUCUCACUGCACCAACAAAUUCAAAACAAAUUGCAUGUUGUUUCCGUAUGUGUUAUUUACAAGACAGAUGUAAGAGAAAAGGAUAUAUAUGAUUUAAAUUUCAUGAAAAUGAUUGGCAAAUAAUAAACUAACAGAUAAGAUUAGCAUAUAUCAUCAAAGUAAUGUCUGUGUUUCUAAUGAUGUACCUGUGCCAUCCUUCCUUUUCAAGACCACAUCAGUCCUGAUAAAUUGUCCUUCUCAGGUCCUAGGUUCUACUUAUCCUCUCUGUACAUGGUUUCCCUGUUGCUUAAUGUUGCAUGUCUCAAUUUUGCUGCUUUGUACUGCAUCAAGUGGAAAUGUCUCAUCAUUAUCAAUAACUAGCAGAAGAUUGUAAAUGUGCAACCAACUUCUGGGACUCUAGAAAACAGAACAGAAUACACUUCCUCUCUCUGUUUUUAAAUAUUAUACACAAUAUUAUACUCCACGUUAAGGUCCACAUCUACUGUAUAUGACUUGCUUAAGAUUGAAUAGUCUAAGUCUGUAUUAUCUAUAAAAAACUGACAUAUUGUAAUUCUGUAAUUUCAUUGUGGUCUGUUAUCACUGUGAUCAUGUAAUUAGCAGUUAGUUUAACUUGAAAUAUCUGUAUGUUUAAAAAUCUGGUAGUAGUUCUAUAUAGAUGCUUCUUUUUGCUGAUGAUGCCAAAUUUAUCUUGACACUGGAUACAACUAAACGGUUUCGCUCUAACUAUUAAGGAAAAAUAGACCUACAUCUUUCUUAAUGAGCAGCACAAAAGGCACUGCAAGUACUGGGAAUUAAUUAUUUUUUAUCAGUGAGGAAGUCAUCACAAUUAAAAGUCUGUAAUAGCAUAUAAUUUGCAAUAAAUUGAA
Molecule: messenger RNA, 3104 nt
Organism: Seriola dumerili (greater amberjack)
Lineage: Eukaryota; Metazoa; Chordata; Actinopteri; Carangiformes; Carangidae
Gene: snap47
Product: synaptosome associated protein 47
Exons: 5
Coding region: 277-1566 (429 amino acids)
Biological process (GO): synaptic vesicle priming; exocytosis; synaptic vesicle fusion to presynaptic active zone membrane
Cellular component (GO): plasma membrane; SNARE complex
Molecular function (GO): syntaxin binding; SNAP receptor activity
Source: RefSeq, a predicted model, not a curated record